AUGCCUAACAAAAAGAGCCUUCGAGUUCAACUCCGCCAGGAGAUCAAGCGGAGCAGAAUACAGGUCGAACCCCCACAUCGAGCUCGCCUUGCUGCUUCCCGAGUUUCAUCUGCACCUUCAACACCAGCUCCCAUGACUCCAAUUCACUCAAACCCAUCUCAGUCGACACGAGCUUCUUCCUAUACGAACUCAAUAGAUGCUCUCUUCGAAGAAGAUGAUACAAAUGGCAGCGACAGUGAGACGCCGCUCUUCCAUGACAGCGCCAACAAUCCCUUUGGUAGUCCUGGAGUCCUGGGGAGAGCGGGAAGUGAAUUCAUGCGGCCGCAGACGAGGGAGCAACAAGAUCAACAGCGUCUCAGGAAGCUGGUGGCAGAUCAUGACGAGAGCCAGAGGUUACAUUCCAGGACGAGGUCUAGUAGAGAGGACUCGGCAUUGGUAGGGCUCAGAAAGGAACUCGAGGGGUUGCUUAUGCGGGAGCUGGGGGAAGUCAACUGGGAAGAAAAGGCCCGGAUCCGUGGUCAAAGGAGUGAGUUGAUCCAGAAGAUUGCCAGGAUCGAAUCAGCGGACCAGCAUAAGAGAGAUCGGAGAUUAAAAGCAACCUCGGACAGUACCGGUGGAGCUCUACCAGAGCCGAUAAGCCCCAAAGAGAAGAAGACUCUGAUGUUGCAGGCUGAGAACUUGGCCAAGGCCCGAGCUGGUAUUGAGGUGUCGCCCCUCAAGCGGGCGCGCGAGGACGAUGACCACGACCUGGACGGCGAGGAGCGUCUCCGGCUAGGCAGGCCCGUCAAGAAACGUGCCACCACACACGCCACAGGCCAUUGGAAGGCGUCGAUACACGACUACUUCCCAGACGCCGACGGUGACGGCAAGGUGGGCAAGCUGGAUGGUGUGAGCUUGGAGGAGAAGAAGACACUGCGAAGGGAGCUGGCUGACUAUGCGGCAAAUCUGGCCAAGGCGGAGAGGAGGAGGAAGUCCUCGGCAAAGUAG
Molecule: messenger RNA, 987 nt
Organism: Drepanopeziza brunnea f. sp. 'multigermtubi' MB_m1
Lineage: Eukaryota; Fungi; Ascomycota; Leotiomycetes; Helotiales; Drepanopezizaceae
Source: RefSeq, a predicted model, not a curated record